AUUUGAAUCGAGCAACUUAUUUAAUCUUCCGGGUAAAUAAGGUUUUUUAUUAGUAGAUCACGGUGUCUAAAAGAGUGACAAUGGAAUUAAGUAAAGAACAGAACGAAUUAAUUGACGAAGUCGCGAAAGAAAAUGGUUUCAGUGAUUACCAAGUGAUUGCAAAUGCAGGAUCAUCAAAAGGUGACAAUUUUUUAGGAGUAAUAAAUACUAUCACAAUUAAAAGUGGUGACAAAACAUUGGACCUAAUUUUAAAAUCAGCACAAACAAGUGAAGCUUUUAGAAAAGCCGCUCCAGUUCACGAAAUUUAUGGGCGAGAAAUAUAUUUGUAUAACCGUGUUUUUGAGGAGUUUAAAAAAUUUGAAGAAGAACGUAACAUAAAAGAUCCGUUUAUCAGCAGGCCAAAAGCAUAUCUGUGUUCUUCAAAAAAUGGACACGAAUCACUGCUAAUGGAAAACCUUAAAUCAACAGGCUAUAAACUUUGGAAUAAGAAAAAUCCAAUGAAUCCUGGACACAUAAAAGCGGUUCUAAAAGAAUAUGCGAAAUUCCACGCUAUAUCUUUGGCCAUAAAAGACAAAUCUCCUGAACAAUUUAGUAACCUUUCCUCCAAAAUUUAUAAGGACGUUUUUGACGAAAGUGCUGCCUUUAAAAGUGAUGAAACAUUACAACAAUUUAUAACGUCUGUGGUAAAUAACGCAUACGAAGCAUUAGCAGGUGAUCCAGAACUUACAGAUGUUGUAAAAAAUCUUGAAGGUAAAAUUCUUGAUAUUUAUAGAAAUGAAAUCAAUAAAGAAAAAUAUAAAUUGGUUAUCACUCAUGGAGAUUGCUGGUGUAAUAAUUUUUUAUUUAAAUAUGAGGAUUCUGAAAAUAUUGAAAAACCUUCUAGUCUUCGCAUAAUUGAUUGGCAAAUAUCUUCAGUCUCGUCACCAGCAGAUGAUGUAACUUCCUUCUUCCUAGCUAACAGUCCCAAGGAAGUAUUGGAUGACUACAAAACAUAUAUGAAAUUAUACCAUGACGCUCUCUCUACACAACUCCUCAAUUUUGGUUGUGAUCCACAAAAUCUUUUUCCAUAUUCAAUGUUCGAAGAACACUUAACAACUCUAUUUGCAUUAGGUGCUUAUAGGUGUUUCAUGUACGUUAAAGUAAUGGUUUCUGAAUCCGAGGAAGCUCCAGAUCUGGCAGAAAUUUCUGAAAAAAAUGGAGAUAUUAUAAACAGCAUGAAUUUUAGUGUUAAAAAUAUGGCUGAAUAUAAAAGGAGAAUAAAAGAUGUUCUUUUAUUUAUUAAAAAUAAUAACUAUCAAUAAAUAAAAUUUGUUAAUUUAAAAUAAUUUAUUACUGACAAUAUAUCUUUGUUGUUUA
Molecule: messenger RNA, 1356 nt
Organism: Diabrotica balteata
Lineage: Eukaryota; Metazoa; Arthropoda; Insecta; Coleoptera; Chrysomelidae
Source: the annotation of a GenBank genome assembly